Molecule: messenger RNA, 1052 nt
Organism: Acanthopagrus latus (yellowfin seabream)
Lineage: Eukaryota; Metazoa; Chordata; Actinopteri; Spariformes; Sparidae
Gene: isca1
Product: iron-sulfur cluster assembly 1
Exons: 4
Coding region: 71-460 (129 amino acids)
Biological process (GO): iron-sulfur cluster assembly
Cellular component (GO): cytoplasm; mitochondrion
Molecular function (GO): 2 iron, 2 sulfur cluster binding
Source: RefSeq, a predicted model, not a curated record
UUCAGGAGGCGGUUGCCAUUUUUUCCAACAGGCUUGCGCAGUUUAAUGUUUUGAUUUUAACUGUAGCAACAUGUCUGCCUCCAUGGUGCGAGCGACCGUCCGAGCGGUCAGCAAAAGAAAGAUAUUGCCCACAAGAGCCGCAUUAACACUGACUCCAUCAGCUGUGAACAAGAUCAGGGUAUUGUUACAUGACAAGCCAGAAUAUAUCGGUUUGAAGGUUGGAGUGAGAACGCGUGGCUGCAAUGGACUUACUUACACACUGGAUUACACCAAGGAGAAAAGCAAAUCUGAUGAGGAAGUGGUGCAGGACGGUGUCAGGGUGUUCAUAGAGAAGAAGGCUCAGCUCACACUUCUGGGAACUGAGAUGGACUUUGUGGAGUCAAAGCUGUCCAGUGAAUUUGUCUUCAACAAUCCCAACAUCAAGGGCACAUGUGGCUGUGGAGAAAGCUUCAACAUAUGAGCAUCAAGGAGCCUCCGUCCUCCCAGCGCACCCCUACUCCUCCCACCCAAACCCCUGUCCCACCCAAAAAGACUGAUAGGCUGAAUGUUGACGGGAAACAUGAGGAAAUCUCUUGAGAUGUAGUUGUGUCUGCGUUACUACCACUGCUCUUCCUGCAGAACACCCAAACACGCACACUCGUGAAGCCCGUUUAUGUUUCUGCUUAGAGUAAGCUCUAGUACAGUUAGUCAAAACCAUCAACACAUUGAUUUUAGGUUCAGAUGUUGUUGACAACAGCUUUUUUUUUUUUUUUUUUUAAAUCUUGCUCUGCGUCUAAACAAACCUUAGAAUGACCUCAAAAGCAAAGUUGUUUUAUUAUUUCAGUGACUGGCUGCCAUCUUACACAUAUACGCACAAUGUCUUCAGUCAAGUGAAGCAUGACACAGGACGUAUUCUGUUAUCAAGUUUGGAUCUAUCCACUAACAUACAUACACGUCUUGGUCAACGUCAGGGGUCUGAUUAACACUGUCAGCCAGUGUACUAUCAUCCAGUGUAAUGUACCAGCGGUAUGCAGAAGUGGAAGAGUUUGAGUGUCUUGAAACUGCUUUAUUAG